Amaranthus tricolor (Joseph's coat) is the source of this 572-nucleotide messenger RNA. Its product is annotated as probable NAD(P)H dehydrogenase subunit CRR3, chloroplastic. The record is from RefSeq and is a predicted model, not a curated record. Lineage: Eukaryota; Viridiplantae; Streptophyta; Magnoliopsida; Caryophyllales; Amaranthaceae. Gene Ontology annotation, cellular component: NAD(P)H dehydrogenase complex (plastoquinone); chloroplast thylakoid membrane. The coding region runs from base 50 to 523 and encodes 157 amino acids. The transcript has 2 exons. Gene Ontology annotation, biological process: photosynthetic electron transport in photosystem I.
GAUAUGAAGUUUAUCCCCAAAAUUGGCAGCCCCCACUAAGCACCACAUAAUGGUUUUGAGUGGGUGCAUUUUGAUAUCCAAACCAUUCAUUACUUUUGGUUGUAUAUCCAGAAAUCCAUCUUCUUCCACAUCUUCACGCAAAGCUUCAAGGAUUACGCCUUCAAAACCUAACCAAAUCAAGCAAUCUCAACCAUCUGUCGCCGAGAUUGAACGAGCCAUUGGUGCUGGUAUCUACCGUGACCAUGACCCUGCCAGUGAUACAACAACAGAGAAGAAGAGUGUGGUUGAUGCAGUUUUGUCGAAUUCAAUAGGAAAAACAGAGGGGGAAACUGAAAAGGCAUUGCGCCAAACAGGAGAAUGGAUAAGUGGACAAAGUGAAAAAACUACUCGUACAUAUGGAAAGAAAAUAUUAGAGAUUAUGUUUUUAUGGAUUGCACCAGCUUGGUUACUCUUACUUUUGGUUGCUACUGGUGCUGUUAAGUUACCUUUUAGUUUUUCUGCUCUUGAUGACCUUCUCAUGUGAAUAUAUAUUACUGCUUUGUCUUAAUAUCAUCAUCAUCGUAUUCAGUAAA